AUGUCCUCGCUGGUGAAGGAAGACUUGCAAAAGAAGCUGUUUCACCCCCUGGGGCAGAGCCUGCGGGAGUUCAUAGAGAUCGAGUGCUCAGCCCACGACACGUUUUACCUCUGUGCCGCAGUGACUAAAGGUGGAGAAGUAGAAAUAUCUAUGGUGAAACACUUUAGAAUAGAUCUGGAUGAGAAAUAUGAAAUGGCUGAAAAGUGGUUUUUGAAAGAUCUGGAGAUGAUUGAUGGAAAAGAAGCAGACACUGAUAAUCCAUAUUUUGACAUGCACUUUGAGAAGGUCUACAGUUGGGAAGCAUAUAGCUGUGCAUCUAAAUAUGCCUUUGCUCGAACGUUAAACAAAUUGAAUUACAUGUACCUUAAAAAGGACUUGAAGAUUGUGAACUUUGAUAUAACCUACAUAAAUGAUGAUUCACUCUGGUCAUCCAACAAUGGGGACUGUUUAGUACUUAUGAAGAUAUGCUUCUAUGCUUCCAACCUUUUGUGUCUGUCCCUGUGUCCUAUGCCAUAA
Molecule: messenger RNA, 516 nt
Organism: Emys orbicularis (European pond turtle)
Lineage: Eukaryota; Metazoa; Chordata; Testudines; Emydidae
Gene: EXOC1L
Product: exocyst complex component 1 like
Exons: 3
Coding region: 1-516 (171 amino acids)
Source: RefSeq, a predicted model, not a curated record